UCCCUUCUCGUUCUUGUUUUUUUCUUUCGAUUCGCGCGGCAAGUUUUGAUAUCUUCGUGCAAGGAUAUCGCUUCAUUAUCUGUCGCUUGCGGGUCUGGUGAUUUGCCUCUAAAAAUCGCACUUUUUCUCGCCUUCCACCGGAACCAGAGUACUUCGGAAACGAGCUCGAGAGACGGCAAGGCUGGGACGAAGGAGAAAGAGGUGUUCUGGUGUUUGGGGGGGCGUCUUACACACUGGGCACAGUGGGUCAGGAAAUUUCCUCAGCCCUUCCCACGAUUCUUUGUCUCGUCCAUAAAUACUCCAGAAUUGCAUGCAUUGGACACUACUCUCUUACAUCUCUCUUCUCAUUAUUCAACUCGAUCACUACACUCUAGCUCCCGAAGAUGGCAGAGAGAAAAUAUUCGGAUGGACCAGCGGUGUCCACCCGUAGAGGCGAUGUCGAGUCGUCGCUGGGGGCUGAAUACGAGGUGUUCUUGAGUUUUAGAGGGCCGGACACUCGCCGGAAUUUUGCCGACUGCCUCUAUCACGCCAUGGAUGGAGCUGGCAUUCGCGUUUUCAGAGACGACGAAGAGAUCAGAAAAGGCGAAGAGAUCAGAGGCGAACUGAAGCGUGCGAUCGAGAGCUCCUCAAUCUGUGUUCCUAUCUUCUCUAGAAACUACGCGGCAAGUGCGUGGUGUCUUCGCGAGCUUGCAUACAUGGUUUAUCACAAAGCGAUGAUUCUGCCGGUCUUCUUUGACGUGGAACCCAGAGAUGUCAAGCUUAAAACUAAGCUGUACCAGGAUGCACUGCAGAAGCACGAGGAGAAGUACGGCUGCGAGGUCGUGCAGCGAUGGAAGGAGGCUCUGGAGAAGGUCGCUGGUAUGAGUGGAUGGGAUCUCAGAGAUACCGGUCACGGCGAACUCAUUAAAAUAAUCGUUGCUGAAGUUUCGAUCAAGCUGAAUAAAAGAGACAAAAACCUGCCGGAUCAUUUAGUCGGAAUUGAGGAUCGUGUUAAAGAUGUCAUGCGCCUAAUAGAUGAAGGUUCACCUGAUGUACGUUAUCUGGUAAUCCACGGAAUGGGGGGCAUCGGUAAGACGACUCUUGCCAAAGUUGUCUUUAACCAAAUUUCCAGUCGAUUUCAUGGGUGCAGCUUUCUUUUGAAUGUUCGAGAAGCUUCAAAGGGCGGCAAUGUCAUUCAAUUGCAAAAACAAUUAUUGUCUGAAAUUCUCAAUAUCAAACAAGUGGAGAUUUCCGACUGUGAUGCAGGGAUUUAUCAAAUUGAAAGGAGAUUCCGCAAUAAGAAAGUCCUCAUCGUUCUUGAUGAUCUAGAUAAGCGUGAACAAUUCUCAAGACUUGUAGAAAAGCGUGAUUGGUUUGGUCUAGGGAGCAGAAUUAUUAUUACGACGAGGGACACCAACUUUUUGCCGAAUGAUGAGGAGAACCGAGAAAAUAAUGUCUGGACGCAUUUCAAAGAGUUUACAAUCUAUCAAAUGAGAGAAUUGUCCUAUUGGCAUUCUCUUUGGCUUUUUAGUAACCAUGCUUUCAGAAUGGAUUCUCCUCCACAUGAUUAUGAACAUAUUUCUCGUGAUAUUAUUCAGAAAACCGGUGGACUUCCUUUGGCUCUCGAGGUGAUUGGAUCCUCUCUUUGUGGCAAAAGUAAGCCAAUUUGGAAUGUCACGUUGAAGAAAUUAGAUUUAGUUCCCAAUCAAGAUGUAUGCCACAAAUUAAGGAUUAGCUUUGAUAUGCUAGAGGAUGCACAGAAAGAAAUUUUUCUUGAUAUUGCGUGUUACUUUAUCGGUGAAGAAAAAAUCCAUCCACAUUAUAUGUGGAAAGCAUUGGAUUUUUUCCCCAAAAUUGAGAUCCCCGUCCUUUCUCGUAUGUCUUUGAUUAGAGGUAAUGUCAUAUUGUCGAUGCAUGACCUGCUUAGAGACCUUGGAAGAGACAUUGUUCGACAAGAAGACAAAUUUCUUGAGAAGCGCAGUAGACUAUGGUCUCCCAAGGAUGCGUUGAACAUAGUGCAGCAUAGAAAGGGAACAGAUAACAUCACAGCACUCAAACUAACUGGACUUCCACAGGAGCACAACUUUACAAGUGAAGAGUUUUCACGGCUGCCUAACUUAAGGUUGUUGGAAUUAGAGGGAGGGAACUUGACAGGAGACUUUAAAUAUCUUCUCUCGAGUUUAAAAUGGCUCUCUUGGCAUCAUUGCCCUUCAGACUUGCAAGCGGUCAAUCUAUGCUUAGGGAAAUUAGUCGUGCUCAAGCUUUCAAACAGCGAAAUUCCCGAGAACUGGAAUGGAUGGGGCCCAUGCUUGGCAAAUCAUGACUUGAAAGUUCUACAUCUCAUGAGAUGCCAUCUAUCGACAACUCCCGACUUCUCAACGUGCUUGAAUUUGAGGAUAUUGGUUUUUGCUGAACAUUGUCCAGAGUCGACACAAAUCGGUAGCUCUAUCGGUAAGCUAGAGCGCCUAAAGCGCUUGGAAAUAAUUGGAGCUAGAGUUCAGCCAUCAAUGUUGUCUGGAAGCCCCCAUUUUGACCUGUGCACAAUACCUUCUACAAUAUGCCGUCUAAAGAACCUGUCAAGUCUAAAGCUAGAGGGGCAGUGUAUGCGAGAGCUUCAUCCAUCUAUUGGAGGGAUGGCGGGCUUGAUGUUCAUGUCUUUAAAUCAUUGUUAUCGGCUUAGAAAGCUUCCAGACUCCAUUGGGAAAUUGAGAUCAUUGCUCGAAUUGAAUUUGUUCAACACAAGAAUCGGAAAGUUACCUAAUUCUAUUGGAGAUCUCAAAAGGUUGGAGACAAUGAACCUGGGACUCACUCGGAUGAGGGAGCUACCAAAUUCCAUAGGAGGACUAGAAUCAUUGCUCAACUUAGACUUGCAGUGUGCUGAUGUUAUAGCACUGCCUGCUUCCAUUGGAUAUCUUAAAAGACUGCGGCACUUAAGUAUGCGUCACACUAAGAUAAGAGAGUUACCUGAUUCUAUUGGAGAUCUCAAAAGGUUGGAGAUAAUGGACCUGCGCUUCACUCAGAUAAGGGAGCUACCAAACUCCAUUGGAGGACUAGAAUCAUUGCUCUACUUAGACUUGUGGUGUGCAAAUAUUACAGAACUGCCUGCUUCUAUUGGAUAUCUUAAAAGGCUGGAGGGCUUAGAUACGCGUGAUACAAAGAUAAGAGAGCUACCUCAGGCCAUAUGGACUUUGGAGAAUCUUAACCGGUUGGUAUACCAUGGUUAUGAUUCUAGAAAUAUAGAUAUCACAUUGCCUCCUAAGCUUUCGCGAGUACACAUAUAUUGUGAUGAUCUUCAAUCUCUCCCAAGGCUUCCUUUAGGUCUUCGUUCUUUGGAAUUAAAUGGUGUCAAGUCUCCGAUAGAACAUCCCCUCCUCUCCGAUUUGAGAUGUUUGUCUGAGUUAAAACUCUCCAAUUUGGGAUUGAGAGAGAUCGAGUUGAAACAGUUAGAGAACCUCCAUUAUUUAGAGGUGGUUGGAUGUAAUUUGCUAGUGAGGCUAUCAGGUCUAUCAAGCUUAAGGAAGCUCAAAAAGCUGAGUAUUUUUCACUGCUCACAGCUAAUCGAGAUUCGAGAUUUGCGAGAAAUAGAAUCGCUGGUGGAAUUCGACAUUAGAUAUUGCAGCUCCAUAGAAAGGUUACCUGAUCUAUCAAAACUACAUAAAUUGAAGCGCAUGUACGUACAUGAAUGUGAAUCGCUGCAAGGUUUGCCUAAUUUGCCAACCUUGAUGAUGUAUUUAGAAAUUGAGAAUUUGAGCUCUAUAGAAAGGUUACCUGAUUUAUCAAAACUGCAUGAGUUAUAUUACUUGACCAUACGUCAAGUUGAAUCACUGCAAGGUUUGCCUGAUUUACCAAACUCACUGCAGCAAUUAUUAAUUGAGAAAUGGAGCUCCAUAGAAAGGUUACCCGAAUUAUCAAAACUACAUGAGUUACGGGUAUUGAAUAUCAAUCACUGUAAAGCGCUGCAAGGUGUGCCUGCUGUUCCAAACACAUGCCUUUGAGAUGUUCAUGCAUGCCCACUGUUAGGCGAGUAUGGUGACUUUGACGAACGUUGCAGAUGGUGCCGGGAAUCCAACUUGGGCCUAUCUUCAAGGAGGCCAGGUAUGUAUAUGUGACACGUGGCACUCUUUCCCAUUUCGUUCCUACUUUGCCUUAUUUUCUUCAUUUUUUUUUCUUUUCCCUUCCCAUGUCUCCUUCUGAACAGUCAGCCAACUCUUUUCUGUAAGUUCUUCCUGUUCACUCCAAAAGAUGCAAAUCACCCAAUUUUCACCCCAUUUCUUUA
Molecule: messenger RNA, 4255 nt
Organism: Syzygium oleosum
Lineage: Eukaryota; Viridiplantae; Streptophyta; Magnoliopsida; Myrtales; Myrtaceae
Product: disease resistance protein L6-like
Exons: 6
Coding region: 384-3974 (1196 amino acids)
Biological process (GO): defense response; signal transduction
Molecular function (GO): ADP binding
Source: RefSeq, a predicted model, not a curated record